This is a messenger RNA of Zophobas morio, 986 nucleotides long. Its product is annotated as uridine diphosphate glucose pyrophosphatase NUDT14-like. Gene Ontology annotation, biological process: ribose phosphate metabolic process; nucleoside phosphate metabolic process. The transcript has 2 exons. The record is from RefSeq and is a predicted model, not a curated record. Gene Ontology annotation, molecular function: UDP-sugar diphosphatase activity; metal ion binding. Lineage: Eukaryota; Metazoa; Arthropoda; Insecta; Coleoptera; Tenebrionidae. Bases 281 to 907 code for a protein of 208 amino acids.
ACUUACUUGAAAAAUAAAAUUUCGCUAGAGUAACAAUUUACCAAAAAAUACUGUUAUAGCAAACGAAUAAAAUGUAUUUCAAAAAAUGUAUCCACUCCCCAUGGAACUCUGCAUAGAAACGCCACUGAUUGUUAUUGAUCAUUACUUCAUUAUCAAUGAAUUUUCAUGUUGUUGUUAUAAACGAUAACGUAGUGAUAAUACAGCACAACCACGGUUAAAUUAGAUAAAAAAUCAUUCAACAGUGCAUAUUUUAUUAUAUUUGAAACUCUUUUCCCUUAAAAUGGAAAACAUAUCCAACAUUUACUUAACAGACUACAUUCCAACGAUCUACACAACUCCCUGUACGAUGCAGUACACCCAAAAUGGCAAAACCAUUGAACGCGGCAUUUUUGCUGAACGCAACGGGGUCCUCAUUAUCGUGUACAACAAAACCCAAAAUGUAUUAACUUUAGUUAAACAAUUUCGAGCAGCUGCUUACCUGGGUUGCAUUCCAGAACAAGACCGAAAAGGAAUCAUUGAUACUGAAAAGUACCCCCCAAAAUUGGGGAUAACGCUUGAAUUUUGUGCUGGACUGGAAGAUAAAAAUGUAGCUACGGAACAAAUAGCACGAGAGGAAAUAUUAGAAGAGUGCGGUUAUGAUGUCCCUUUGGAGAAACUAGAGAAAGUUUGUACUUAUAAGAAUUUGACAGAGACAACAGGGGCGAGGACUACGAUGUUUUAUUGCGAGGUUACUGACGACAUGAGGGUCUCAAAGGGAGGAGGUGUGGAUGAUGAGCUUAUUGAAGUGAUGGAAAUGCCAGUGGAGAAAGUGUUGGAGUAUGCUAAUGCAAGUAAUGUGAACAGUCCAAUGAACUUCAUGUUUGGGCUUCAGUGGUUUUUGUACCAUAAAUAUAAGCACAAGGUCUAGGUUGAUUGUUGUGUAAACAGUUAGUUUGUUGUUAAUUUGGAAGCUGUUAUUGUGAAUAAAUAAAACAAAUAUUAAGUAA